This is a messenger RNA of Trypanosoma brucei brucei TREU927, 1077 nucleotides long. RefSeq lists its product as hypothetical. The coding region runs from base 1 to 1077 and encodes 358 amino acids. NCBI's taxonomy places the organism in Eukaryota, Euglenozoa, Kinetoplastea, Trypanosomatida, Trypanosomatidae. The transcript has a single exon. The record is from RefSeq and is a predicted model, not a curated record.
AUGGAGGUGGUUGGGCGUGGCAGACACGCCGUGAUGUCAAUUGCCGCCUCCUCAACAUGCCCAACUACUUUUGGGUCGCUCGACACCGUAGGCGCCGUGACUCUCUGGGACACGCGUUUGAAGCAGAAAGAUUACGCUCGUGUUGAGGCCGGACCCACGGUAGCAGCUGAGGGGGAUGCGACAGAGUUACUUCUGGCGGCAGAUGUGCACAUGGCACUUGUUCUGGCGGGUGAGUGGAUUACCAGCUACGACUUACGCCGGCACGCAAAACUUUGUUCGUAUAGGCACACGUGUGAGCUCGCCACAUUUUUGGGGGGCACCCACCCACAACGUGAGACCACGACACUUGUGGUUGACGAGGAUGGUGCCAUAACGCCAUUUAGUCUGCUCGAGUGCUCCCCGACUGCGCACCUUCCGGCAUGUUUUUCGGGUGGAGGACAAACUAUUGAUGCGCCUUCGUUUGGUUCGCUCUCGAACUGGUGUUGUGGUCUUGGGUUUGUUAAGAGACAGCAGCAGGACGUUGCGCCGUUGCUCUGUGCCAUUGGAAUGGAUGGUGGGGGUGCUAUUUUUUCCUCACCGAAUCGUCAGGAGGGAGAAUUUAACUUAUUGGGUGACGACUGGCUGGUUCCGUCGAGUGGAGAGGUGAUAAACCCACCGCUUCUGACGACCUGUUCUUUUAUGGAAAGCUACGUGGCGAUUGGUCGGGCAAACGGGAUGUAUUCCAUUGCCACGGCCACUGAGGACGGUGACUCCAUAAUGGAAAUUUUCGCCUCUCCCGGACACGCUCACAAUAAUUUGUCGGUGAUCGGUUGGACGGGAACCCCACGACCUCGUUUGGUGACGUGCUCAGUUUGUGGUGAGGUAUCCGCUUGGGAUGUACUUCCACUCUUAGAGCUGGAGAUGGAAGAGAGUGUGGGUGAUGUUGAAGAGGGCGAUCCGCCCCCUCUGGAUACGAGUGGAAGUGUGCGGGAGGCGACGGGCCAAAUGGCCUCCGUGAACUGCGGUGUUGUUAUUGGUGGCAGCCGACUCGUUGUUGGCGACACUAUGGGAUUUGUGACGACGUGCAAUGUUGCAUAA